Rodentolepis nana is the source of this 447-nucleotide messenger RNA. Lineage: Eukaryota; Metazoa; Platyhelminthes; Cestoda; Cyclophyllidea; Hymenolepididae. The record is from the annotation of a GenBank genome assembly.
AUGCGGAUUGUUCUGUGGUCUCGUUUCUCGAUUAUCACCUCUUUCUCUGCUUUCACUCCAAACGCCUUUUUUGUGCAGGAGCCUGUUAAGCAAUCAACUCUUGUUCGCAACGAAUUCGGUCUUGUGCCGCCUAUGUAUGCUGGAUUGUCAGGUAAUCGGGCCUUGGUCUCGGAGGCAGCAAGUGUUCCCCCACAUCCAGCCGCAGCUGCAGAAGCCGAACGUGGUGAGGAAGCACGGCAUACUCAGUCGAUGAAAGUUCUUCGUGCCACUCAGGGUCUGCAUGCUCCAUUGCGUUUGGCUAUGGAGAAGAGGGUGAUGGAGAAAAUGUCCCCUCGACUGCCUGGUCUCUACGCCCGUCACCCUCUUGCUGCUCAGCUAUCGGGUGCUCUGGAUACUAUUGACUUCUCUGAUAUUCUUAACAGUAUGUUUGCCCUCAUCUUUCCUUAA